Messenger RNA from Rotaria sp. Silwood2, 570 nucleotides. Lineage: Eukaryota; Metazoa; Rotifera; Eurotatoria; Philodinida; Philodinidae. The record is from the annotation of a GenBank genome assembly.
AUGUAUUCAUUUCUUUUUCUAGAAAUUCGUCCAUACCAUGAUUUUCCAUUCAGAAGCAUUAUACUUCCUUAUGAACCUCAACUUAGCGAACAACAAUCGCCUUUCGUUACUACUAAUGAUGAAAGUACAGUCGGGACUACAAUUCCAAUUGAUGCUGAUCCACAACCAUGUCCAGGUACGAAUAUAUUACAAAGAACAACCGAUGAAUUGCGCUCACCCGACACAUUAGGUUUGCAUACAUUGGAUAAUAUUAUCACAGAAUCACUUGUAGAUGCAUUCAACAAUGACACACAAUAUGAAAAGUCGCCAGUCCCUCGUCAACUAUCACAUAAUAGCAAAAAAAGAUGUCCUAUAUGCAAUUAUGAAUUUCUAGAUACUACUGAUGAAGUUCAGAUAUAUACGCAUGUCGAAACAUGUUUGAUUUCAGCAAGUAUGGAUGAUCUUGGUCCUUUCGACGGGCCACGACAAUUUGAAUGUCCAAUAUGUAACCAACAAUUUUCAGGCAAUGAUGACAAAGCAUAUCGUGAACAUUUGUCGGAUUGUUAUAGAGAACCUGGUGGCAAUUCUUAA